This is a messenger RNA of Theileria parva strain Muguga, 951 nucleotides long. RefSeq names its product Charged multivesicular body protein 1a (gene Chmp1a). The record is from RefSeq and is a predicted model, not a curated record. The transcript has 4 exons. Lineage: Eukaryota; Apicomplexa; Aconoidasida; Piroplasmida; Theileriidae. Gene Ontology annotation, biological process: late endosome to vacuole transport; protein transport; endosome transport via multivesicular body sorting pathway. Gene Ontology annotation, cellular component: ESCRT III complex; multivesicular body. The coding region runs from base 267 to 839 and encodes 190 amino acids.
UGUACAUUAUAUAAAGUUUCAUAAAUUGGAAGCCGAUUUGUAAUUAAUGUGUUUAUUUCAUAAUUUCUGAAAUAUGGCGAAAUAUACUUUAAUCUAGACAACUUGAAAAGUAUUCGUUCUGGACAAUUUGAUCCACUUGCCAAAGUUAAGAUCAAAACCAUAAUUUAUGGAAACGGAUCCACUUUUAACCCAUUUUUAACAAAUUCUUCUAAAAAUAAAUUUUAAAAAACACAAAAAUAAAAUUUAUUAAAUUUCGGUUUCACAUCAUGGGUGGCAGUCAGUCACUCAUGGAUACAAAGGUUAACCUAACACUUCAAUCCAGAGAAGCGCAAAAAUUACAUUACAAAUGCUUAAAGGAGGAGGAAGAUGAGCGAAUGAAGGUCAAAUCUGCAAUAGAAUCCGAAAAUCCGGAAACCGCUAGAAUCCACGCCGCUAACUCAAUUUUUAAGAGGAACGAAGCAAUGAGAUUUUUAGAGCUUAAAUCAAGAUUAGAUAUUUUAACGGCACAAGUAGACUCUGCGAUAAGAACUCAAAGGUUAACUGAGGAAUUAAAAAAAGUGUUACCUCAAUUGAAUAGAUUUUUAAGGUACAAAAAACUCGAUUCAGUUGAUGUUAUAACGGAUUUUAAGAAAAUAUUCGAAAAUAUGGAUGUGAAUGAAUCACAAAUGAGCGAAAAUAUGAGUAAGGAUUCACCGUUCAAGCCGCCUCAGAGGGAGGUUGACGCCUUAAUUUCAAGGGUGGCACAGGAAUAUGAACUUGAUAUGACUGAAAUGCUCAAGAAAAUGAAAACGCAAAACGAGUCUAAACCUCAGUCAUACAAUAAGCCAAGUUUAUCAUAGAAGAACUUUAUUAUAUGUUUAAGCCAAUGUUUUUACACAUUGGAAAUGUAUCAAAGUUAAUGAGUUGAUAAUUCGUUGUACAAUUUUUAACAAUUUAAUUUUUUGGAUAAAA